Molecule: messenger RNA, 1190 nt
Organism: Lasiosphaeria miniovina
Lineage: Eukaryota; Fungi; Ascomycota; Sordariomycetes; Sordariales; Lasiosphaeriaceae
Product: transcriptional regulator TACO1-like protein
Exons: 2
Coding region: 149-1027 (292 amino acids)
Cellular component (GO): mitochondrion
Source: RefSeq, a predicted model, not a curated record
CUUGGGCGCCGAUGUACCUACAGUAGCUGGGGACGUUUUAACAGUCGCAGGAGACUCGCUCUUUAUUUGUUAUGUGAACUAGGAUCUCGUGAUUUCCUUUUCUCGCAACCUUUCGGUUGAGGGGGGUCGGUCCCGCAUUGUGUGGACAAUGUCCAACCUGCGUCUGUCGCUCCCAUUGCGACUCGUCAACAAACGACUUUGCGCCCCAUGCCGCCGUUCCUUCUCCUCGACCCCCCUUCUGCAAAGUGGACAUAACAAGUGGUCCAAGAUCCGACAUGGAAAGGCUGCCAAUGAUGCCAAGAAGACGGUUGUCCGCACCCAAUUCACCCAAACUAUUUCCGUCUACUCAAAGCUCUACGGCGCGAAUCUUUCGGACAACCCUCAAUUGGCAACGGCAGUAGCAGCAGCCAAGAAAGCCGGUGUACCAAAGUUGGUAAUAGAAAACGCUGUUGCCCGCGGACAGGGCAGGUCAUCCGGGGGCAACAUGCUCGAGCCGGUGACGUGCGAGUACAUAAUACCUCCCGCCAUCGCAGUCAUUGUCGACUGCGAGACAGAAAGCAAGGGCCGGGUCUUGCAGGAUGUGAACAACAUGGUCAAGCGUGCCGGGGGGGCGUCAAGCGCUUCCAGAUUCUUCUUCACAAGACUCGGCCGGGUUGUGUUCGAGAAGGGCGAUACUGGGUUGGACGUAGACAACAUCAUGGACGAGGCGAUAGAAGCGGGAGCCGAGGAUCUCGAAAACAACGAAGAUGGGAACAUCAUUAUUUGGACUCAGCCCAUGCAGACAACUCAAGUGUGUCGCCGGAUAGGGGAGAAAUUCAGUCUCGGCGUCCUCAGCUCAGAGAUCAUAUGGUCUGCGAACGAAGACACAAGAUCCAAGCUGGACUCGUCGGAGGAGUCAACAAGCUUCAUAGACUUGCUCGUCGCCAUCCGUCAAUAUUCAGACGUGCAGUCCAUAUACUCAAAUGUCGCAAAAGGAGACAUGAGCGACGAGGAGUGGGCAAGGAUAGUUGAGAAUUUAGAUGUAUAGACACGUAAUCGCACAUGUAAAAUGUACAGUAGAAUCCGAGAAAUGAUCUGGUCCGCGCAAAGGUUUCCGUAACGCCCGAAUUUUCCGAUCCCAAUCGCCCCGUCUGCUCUGGUCUCAUUACCAUAGAGACCAGCCCAUGAUCGCCUCCCCCCCCCCCCCCCCC